Messenger RNA from Felis catus (domestic cat), 2248 nucleotides. It is a transcript of the gene PTPN6, whose product is annotated as protein tyrosine phosphatase non-receptor type 6. Gene Ontology annotation, molecular function: protein tyrosine phosphatase activity. NCBI's taxonomy places the organism in Eukaryota, Metazoa, Chordata, Mammalia, Carnivora, Felidae. The record is from RefSeq and is a predicted model, not a curated record. The coding region runs from base 255 to 2048 and encodes 597 amino acids. The transcript has 16 exons. Gene Ontology annotation, biological process: protein dephosphorylation.
CUGGAGGUAGAGUCCGGCCUCUGUGGGCAGUCUGAGGCCAGCCCCGCCCACCUGUCCCUUUUUCAGGGAUCACUAGUCAGGGGGCUCGUCGUCGUCGCUGUGGUGCCAUUGGCCUGGAGGGCUGCAUCAAGGAGGAAGUAGCUGAGUUCCCAGUGUUCUUCCUCACCUGUUUGGGCUACUGUGCACAGCUGCGCCCAGGCUCGGCCCCACCCCUUGUGGCCCUCUGCCUGUGACUCCCCCAUCCCUCUGGGGAGAUGCUGUCCGGUGGGUGGUUUCACCGAGACCUCAGUGGGCUGGAUGCAGAGACGCUGCUCAAGGGCCGCGGGGUCCAUGGGAGCUUCUUGGCUCGGCCCAGUCGCAAGAACCAGGGCGACUUCUCCCUCUCCGUCAGGGUCGGGGAUCAGGUGACCCACAUUCGGAUCCAGAACUCGGGAGAUUUCUAUGACCUGUACGGAGGGGAGAAGUUUGCGACACUGACGGAGCUGGUGGAGUACUACACACAGCAGCAGGGUGUCCUGCAGGACCGGGAUGGCACCAUCAUCCACCUCAAGUACCCGCUGAACUGCUCCGACCCCACCAGCGAGAGGUGGUACCACGGUCACAUGUCUGGGGGGCAGGCAGAGACACUGCUGCAGGCCAAGGGUGAGCCCUGGACGUUUCUCGUGCGUGAGAGUCUCAGCCAGCCUGGAGAUUUUGUGCUGUCCGUGCUCAGCGACCAGCCCAAGGCUGGCCCAGGCUCCCCACUCAGAGUCACUCAUAUCAAGGUCAUGUGUGAGGGUGGACGCUACACGGUGGGUGGCUCAGAGACCUUUGACAGCCUCACAGACCUGGUGGAGCAUUUCAAGAAGACGGGGAUUGAGGAGGCCUCGGGUGCCUUCGUCUACCUGCGGCAGCCGUACUAUGCCACUCGGGUGAACGCAGCUGACAUUGAGAAUCGGGUGUUGGAACUCAACAAGAAGCAGGAGUCGGAGGAGACAGCCAAAGCCGGCUUUUGGGAGGAGUUCGAGAGUCUGCAGAAGCAGGAGGUAAAGAACUUGCACCAGCGGCUGGAAGGCCAGAGGCCAGAGAACAAGAGCAAGAACCGUUACAAGAACAUUCUUCCGUUCGACCACACCCGAGUGAUCCUGCAGGGACGUGACAGCAACAUCCCUGGGUCCGACUAUAUCAAUGCCAACUACGUCAAGAACCAGCUGCUAAGCCCCGAUGAGAACGCUAAGACCUACAUCGCCAGCCAGGGCUGCCUGGAGGCCACAGUCAACGACUUCUGGCAGAUGGCAUGGCAGGAGAACACCCGCGUCAUUGUCAUGACCACCCGAGAGGUGGAGAAAGGCCGGAACAAAUGUGUGCCAUAUUGGCCAGAGGUGGGCACUCAGCGCGCUUAUGGACCGUACACAGUAACCAAUUGCGGGGAGCACGACACAGCUGAGUACAAACUCCGUACCUUGCAGGUCUCCCCGCUGGACAAUGGGGACCUGGUUCGGGAGAUCUGGCACUAUCAGUACCUGAGCUGGCCUGACCAUGGCGUCCCCAGCGAGCCUGGGGGUGUCCUCAGCUUCCUGGAUCAGAUCAACCAGCGGCAGGAGAGUCUGCCUCACGCGGGACCCAUCAUUGUGCACUGCAGCGCAGGCAUUGGCCGCACGGGCACCAUCAUCGUCAUCGACAUGCUCAUGGAAAGCAUCUCCACCAAGGGGUUGGACUGUGACAUCGACAUCCAGAAGACCAUCCAGAUGGUGCGGGCGCAGCGCUCCGGCAUGGUGCAGACCGAGGCGCAGUACAAGUUCAUCUAUGUGGCCAUCGCCCAGUUCAUUGAAACCACCAAGAAGAAGCUGGAGGUCAUUCAGUCCCAGAAGGGCCGGGAGUCAGAGUACGGGAACAUCACCUACCCCUUAGCCAUGAAGAACGCCCAUGCCAAGGCAUCCCGCACCUCUUCCAAACACAAGGAGGAUGUAUAUGAGAACUUGCACAGUAAGAACAAGAAGGAGGACAAGGUGAAGAAGCAGCGGUCGGCGGACAAGGAGAAGAGCAAGGGUUCCCUCAAGAGGAAAUGAGGCGGGCCUCAGCCCUGAUCCCUGCAGAGGCCUCCGGUGGGCCAACCCACGGCCGGAACUGAGGAGCCCGCCCCCAUUCUAUUGUAAUUUAAGUGGCUGUGUCCCUACUUCCCUCUUCCUGACCCUGUAUAUAGCCCUGCGAGACUCCAGGCAGCAUCAGGCCCUAUACUCUUGUAAAUAAAGCCCCUAGGAUCACUGUG